This is a messenger RNA of Aricia agestis (brown argus), 1412 nucleotides long. Its product is annotated as ethanolaminephosphotransferase 1. The coding region runs from base 120 to 1271 and encodes 383 amino acids. NCBI's taxonomy places the organism in Eukaryota, Metazoa, Arthropoda, Insecta, Lepidoptera, Lycaenidae. The transcript has 9 exons. Gene Ontology annotation, molecular function: ethanolaminephosphotransferase activity. The record is from RefSeq and is a predicted model, not a curated record. Gene Ontology annotation, cellular component: Golgi apparatus; endoplasmic reticulum membrane. Gene Ontology annotation, biological process: phosphatidylethanolamine biosynthetic process.
GUGGAUACUUGUGUUAAUUUGCGAUAUUUUUAUUAAAAUUAAUAUAGCCAAGUUUGUAAAAUUUCGACAUUAAUUGGCUGCAAAUAUUAUAUUAGUGAAAAUAUUAUACCGUAGUCAUAAUGGCUCGCAACCGUAUAUUGUCACAGGAACAAUUAGAAGGAUUUUCAAAAUACAAGUAUAAUUCAAUAGAUACGAGUAUUCUUAGUAAUUACGUUAUGCAUCCGUUUUGGAAUUGGUGUGUGCAGUUUUGUCCAAUGUGGAUUGCACCAAACCUGCUAACAUUCACUGGCUUCUUACUGACCGUCCUUAACUUUUUGCUCUUCUCCUACUAUGACUAUGGAUUUUACGCUCUAACAAAAGAGAAUGCUACCAAAGACCAAAUCCCGAGUUGGGUGUGGGCGGUGAGCGCAGUUAACCUCUUCGUGGCUUACACACUAGACGGCAUCGACGGCAAGCAGGCGCGGCGUACGGGCGCGAGCGGGCCGCUGGGCGAGCUGUUCGACCACGGCCUCGACUCCUACUCCGCCGUGCUCAUACCCACCUGCCUCUACUCCAUAUUCGGCAGAGAUGAGCUAAGUCCGCUCCGCUACUUUUUCGUGAUAUGGAACAUAUUCCUGAACUUCUACCUGCCGCACUGGGAGAAGUACAACACCGGCGUCAUGUUCCUACCCUGGGGAUACGACUUCACCAUGCUUGGCUCGUGCGUGUUGCUGCUAGUAACAUCGGCGGUGGGGGCGCGCGCGUGGCACGUGCGGCUGCCGGGCGGCCUCACGCCGGGCUUGGUGUUCGAGGUCGUCCUGUACCUGUCCGCCAUGCUCACCUCGCAGACUGUUAUACUGUGGAAUAUAUACAAAUCGUACCGCGACCGCACCGGCAAGAUGCGAUCGUUCUCGGAGGCGGUGCGGCCGCUGAUCCCGCUCGCGACGUUCGUAGGGUUGAGCGCGGCGUGGGCGGUGUACUCGCCCGGUGACGUGGUCAGCACCGCCCCGCGCCUGUUCUAUGUGCUCACCGGGACAAUAUUCUCUAAUAUCUCUUGCCGGCUAAUAGUCGCGCAGAUGAGCGACACGCGGUGCGAGGCCGUCAACGCGCUGGUGUGCGUGUACGGUGCGGGCGUGUGCGUGGCGCUGCGGGCGCCGGCCGCCGAGCUCGCCGUGCUGGUCGCCCUCACCGCUGCCGCCACGUUCGCGCACUGCAGAUAUGGCACGCUGCUGGUACAGGAGAUGUGUGAACACUUUAAGAUAUCUUGUUUCCGGAUCAAACCAAAGGUAUAAAUGAAGUAGUAAAAUUCUAUCUGGUUCUGGUCAUUAUAUUGUAACAGAUAUUAAUGUAGAUUUUAAUCUUUUUGUGAUUUUAAAUCACUCGUUUUUUAAUCUCACCGUUGAUGGUUGUCACUGUUCAUGGGCGUACCCAGG